AUGUCAACUCUCCUCCAUCUCCUUGUCCGAUCAUCUAAUGAAACGGUAUCGGAAGAAGAUGAAUGUGCGGCUCUCAAAGGACCGACCUUUGACCCAAACAGUGAUGAAUAUACGGCUGUCAUGAUUGCGUGGUGUGUGACGAUUGGACUGGCAAUUUUGGCUUCUGCUGCCAGUUUUUGGCUAUGUUUCCGGCACUUUCAGCACUACCACAAUCCCGUCCAUCAGCGCCAAAUCGUCAGAAUACUUCUAAUGGUUCCCGUGUACGCAUUUUGCUCAACUCUGUCCUUCCGUCUAAUUCAAUAUACAGUCUACAUUGACAUUGUUCGCGACUGUUAUGAAGCGUUCGUCCUUUAUUCGUUUUAUAUUCUUCUGACAAACUACCUGGGCCCAACGCUCGAAGCGCAACAUGAGAGAAUGCAAGGCAAACCGAAAAUGAGAUAUCCGGCACCAUUGUGUUGCUUGUGGUACAACCCAAGUGGAUAUGCCUUUCUGUUGAACACCAAGUUUCUGGUGUUGCAGUACGUCGUCGUUAGGCCAGCUACCACAACGCUCGCAAUGAUCCUCAGUGCAUUCAAUCUUCUUUGCCCCACCUCCAGUUCGCCCAGUCAUGGCCAAUUUUGGAUCACCUACAUCAACCUUAUCAGCAGCACGUUGGCAAUGUACGGCCUCUUCACGUUCUAUAUUGUCGUUCAUCAUGAUAUUAAAGAGUACAAACCCUUAUGGAAGGUUAUAGCAGUCAAGUUUAUUGUCUUCUUCACAUUCUGGCAAUCUCUUCUUCUCGACGCCCUUGUAGCCAUGCACGUCAUCAAAUCUAGCACAACCUACAGUUCAGAAAACGCUACCGAUCUGAUCCAAUCGUUCCUCAUCUGCACUGAAAUGGUCAUUGCGGCCCUGCUGCACAUGAAAGCAUUCCCAUAUUCUGAGUUCACCCAAGGGACGCCGGGAAGUCGCACUCGGGUCCUACCAUCGAUGCUAGAUGCAUUGAGUCCCAUGCAUAUCCUCUAUGACAUCACUUCUGCCCCUGGGGACGUGCGUGCACAACGAAGAAGACGAAAGGCAAAGAAGAGAAACAGGAUAUUGGGACAAUUCGAUGACGCAUUCGAAGACCGUAUCAGCAUGAUCGACGUAGAGUUGGGAUCGCCGAGGACGGCCAGUGGGGGCAAGUCUCCCGGAAAGGGGCGCAUGGAUUCGCCAUUGAGCCCAUUGAAAACAGCUGUCGGGGUAAAUGAUAUAAGAGAGGAAAGCGAGGAUGAUAGCGAGUACGAGAGUGGAAGUGACGAAGGAGCAUUAGUGGGUGCACGCAGUCGGGAUUUUCAGAGCCACGAUCCUCUGUAUAUGGGCGACGUCAGUUUGGAGGACUUCCAGGGAGAUGUCAAGCGAAGUGAUCUAUGAGAG
Molecule: messenger RNA, 1395 nt
Organism: Spizellomyces punctatus DAOM BR117
Lineage: Eukaryota; Fungi; Chytridiomycota; Chytridiomycetes; Spizellomycetales; Spizellomycetaceae
Exons: 5
Coding region: 1-1392 (463 amino acids)
Biological process (GO): transport
Molecular function (GO): transporter activity
Source: RefSeq, a predicted model, not a curated record